Annulohypoxylon maeteangense is the source of this 3202-nucleotide messenger RNA. Its product is annotated as amidohydrolase. Gene Ontology annotation, molecular function: N-acetylglucosamine-6-phosphate deacetylase activity. NCBI's taxonomy places the organism in Eukaryota, Fungi, Ascomycota, Sordariomycetes, Xylariales, Hypoxylaceae. The record is from RefSeq and is a predicted model, not a curated record. Gene Ontology annotation, biological process: N-acetylglucosamine catabolic process. The transcript has a single exon. The coding region runs from base 133 to 3006 and encodes 957 amino acids.
GAGAUUUGGAGAAGGGUCCCAAUGAUGUAACGCUAACCUCUUCUAUAGAUCUGUACUUCUUCCUCGUUCGUUUCAACCUCUCACUCUUUCUUCUAUGACUUUCAUAUAUACUUGUGAUCAUCGUUGGUCAAUAUGAAAGAAAGAGAGUUCGAGAAAGGCGAGCUCCCGCCCUACAGCGCUGUAGCUGCACCCGAGCGACGUAGGCGCUGGCCCGUCCGACGUUCUCGUGGACUUAGGUUCGUUGCGUUGGCGUGUCUCGCUUUCAUUGUUUACGCGCAAUGGAGACAGAUCGAAUCAUCUCCGAGACAUAUCCCGAUAUCUAAAUUGUCAGCCGAUAAAUUGGCAGAGGAUUUACGGGUCUGCUCUAAAUUGCGUUCGAAGCCGCAAGACCCGAUCGGCCUGGGUCGAGAACGCAAUGCGCGAUAUGUCGAUGGACACAAACCUACCCUGAUUACUAAUGCGUGGGUUUGGGUCGGCGAACCUGCCGAUGGAACGAGUGAUGAGGAUGCGCACGCUGGAAAGGGCUUCAAGUGGAUUGAAGCUGAUGUGCUAUUGGAGUAUGGUCUCAUCAAGGAAGUCCGCAAGGGCAUUGAUGCUGGAUCGCUUCCGUCCGACACACUUGUAUGGGAUGCUAAAGGUCGCCAACUUACUACUGGUAUAAUCGACAUGCACAGCCAUGCUGGCGUAGACAGCUUGCCUGGGUUAAAUGGCAAUGAUGAUACGAAUGAGAUGGGCUCAAACAUAACCCCAUAUGUCCGUUCUAUCGACGGAAUCAACGUUUUCGAUCACCAGAUUCAAGUUAUUAAGAGUGGUGGAGUUACGACGAGCUUGGUGUUGCCGGGCUCUAGUAACAAUAUCGGAGGCGAAGCUUAUGUAAUUAAGCAUGCCGUUGGCAUACCGGACGGUCGCAACGAAACGUCGAUAACUGACUUGCUCGCCGACCCGGAACGUAGCUGGCGAUACAUUAAGAUGGCCUGUGGCGAGAAUUCUAAGCGCACUUAUGGCAAAGCUGGCGAGCAUGGACCUACGAGUCGGCUUGGCGAGUCUUGGGAAUUUAGACACGCUUUCGAACAGGCUGCCAAGUUGGUCCAAGCUCAGGAUGAUUGGUGCACCCUGGCUGAGUCGACAGGAGUUGAACGAAUGAGUAGCUACUUGCCACAAGACCUGGAAUGGGAAACGCUAAGUGCUGUUCUACGUGGACAUGUUCAUGUCAAUACGCACUGCUAUACAGUUCCUGAUUUGGAGGCGUUCGUAGACCAUACGAACGAGUUCAAGUUUCCGGUUCGUGCUUUCCACCAUGCUCACCAGACGUACCUUGUACCCGAAGUUCUUAAGCGAGCUUGGGGUGACUCUCCGCCCGCCUCGGCUCUGUUCGCGGACAAUAUGUGGUACAAGGCCGAAGCUUACAUCGGGUCCGAGUACGCUGGCAAGGUGCUGUAUGAAAAUGGGUUAACCCCCAUUUACGUGAGUGAUAACCCGGUCUUGAACGCUCAGCACGUUGUCUUCGAAGCUGCCAAAUCUUUUGGAUAUGGUUUGCCGUAUCAUGCUGCCUUGGCUGCCGUUACUACAGCCCCGGCUGAGAGGUUGGGAUUAGGACAGCGGGUAGGCAAGGUUAAGCCUGGCUUUGACGCCGAUAUUGUCGUAUGGGAUAGUGACCCGCUGAGUGUUGGUGCAGCGCCGGUCCAGGUCUGGAUUGAUGGAACCGCGCAAUUCGAUGACCCUGUCGAGCUGAGGAAACCGGUCGAAAAUCUUUCAGACUCUCUCCCAGAGGUCGCAGCUACUUCUGAUGAGGUUACCUAUGCUAGUGAUGUAAUAAUUACGGGAGUAUCGAAGUCCUUUUUGUCACCAGCGUUUCAAUCGGGCGCCCAUAGCCAGAAUUCGACUGUCGCAAUCUCAGGAGGUAAAAUCACAUGCGUGGGAGUUUGUGAAGAGGAACUUGAAAUCGCAUCCAAGUCAGGAAUUAAGGUCAUUUCCCUUCAGAACGGUUACUUAACCCGACCGUUCACAGUAUUUGGUUCCCUUCUCGGCCUCAACGGAAUCGAUGCCGAGAAAGAUACGGACAACGGUGGAAGUCCUACUGUUUUUAGCCGGGGAAUUGACGGGCUCGCAUUUGACACGAAGAAACUACACUACGCGCAGAAAUACGGCGUCACGCGAGCAAUCUCAGCGCCGAAAUACUCGGGGCAAGGAACACAUCAGGGUACCAGUGUUGGGUUCCGCACGGCUGCGAAGCACGCUCUUGAUGAUGGUGCUAUAUUUGCCGAUGAUGUCGCUGUGCAUUAUACGCUGGACCUCAGCGCAAAGCGGGGCAGCACUUCGAUCUCCAAUGCGAUCAACGAACUACGCCACAAGCUUCUCGAAGCCGUUGCCGCAGGUGCCAAUACCACAACAGACCCUUACACCGAAGCCGCGUUCCUGGCUAAAGUUGUUGAUGGAAAAUUACCUCUGGUUAUUAGUGUUCAUAGUGCAGACGCCAUUGCCGCUAUCUUGAGAGUAAAGCAGGCCGUCGAUAAUGCUAUUACCUCAUCGCAAAGAACUGGUAGCGGGGGUAUCAAAUUGGUCCUUAUUGGUGGCGCGGAAUCCUUCUUAUUGGCAGAGGAGCUGGCUGCUGCAGACGUCGGUGUCGUGCUUAGCCCGCUACUCUCGUACCGCAAUGGAUGGGAUCAACGAAGGGCGCUGACAGGGGCGCCACUCACUAACGGGACUGCUGUUGACGCACUUGUGGCGGCGGGAGUCCGUACGGCCGUCGGUAUCGACGAGGAUUGGCUAGUCCGUGAUGUCGGGCUGUUGGCAGGUAUUGCGUAUAAGAAUGGCCAGGGGAAAUUGAGUGAGAAGGACGCAUUGGAUUUGGUGUCGGAUAAUGUAUACGAAAUACUAGGGCUGAAUGGAGGUGGAAAUGAGGAUGAGAGGGAGUUUGUGGUGUUUGAGGGGAGCCCACUGGAGAUCGGAGCUAGGGUAAGGGCUGUUGGAAGUGGUGUUGAUAAAGAGGUUAUGGUGUUUUCGUAAUGUAUUGUGCUGGGAAGCAGGGGCCACCCUUACUGGGUAGGUACCAUCUAGGCGCAUACAAAUCUGGUAUCACUACCUAGUACUGAUGUCUAAGUUUCCUCGUUUUGGGGUGCAGACUGAUAAUAAAGAUAAGAGGCUUAUGUAAUAGGAAAAUGCAAUUCUCUAUUUAUGUAAAGAAAGGGGGUGCUAUUUUUAA